AUGCUUGGGUCUACAGAAAAGAGGUUGCAGAAGAACAAACCGCUUCUGGAAACGUACAAGGAGCAGAUUCAGGAUAUGGUACAGCGAGGUGUUGCAAGGAAACUCACACAAGUAGAAAUUGAAAACUAUGACGGCCCAGUAUAUUACCUAAGCCACCACGAGGUGCUUAAACCAGAAUCCACAUCCACGCCUUGUCGAAUAGUCUUCAAUUCGUCAGCGAAGUUUCAGGGACAUUCACUAAAUAACUACUGGGCUAAGGGACCAGAUCUUAUGAACAACCUGCUCGGCAUACUCGUGAGAUUUAGAGAAGGCCCAGUCGCAUUUGUCGGCGAUAUACGGAAGAUGUACCACGCCAUAAAGAUAUCA
Molecule: messenger RNA, 366 nt
Organism: Paramuricea clavata
Lineage: Eukaryota; Metazoa; Cnidaria; Anthozoa; Malacalcyonacea; Plexauridae
Source: the annotation of a GenBank genome assembly